Prosopis cineraria is the source of this 1887-nucleotide messenger RNA. RefSeq names its product NADPH:adrenodoxin oxidoreductase, mitochondrial. Gene Ontology annotation, molecular function: oxidoreductase activity. NCBI's taxonomy places the organism in Eukaryota, Viridiplantae, Streptophyta, Magnoliopsida, Fabales, Fabaceae. The transcript has 14 exons. The record is from RefSeq and is a predicted model, not a curated record. The coding region runs from base 158 to 1618 and encodes 486 amino acids.
GCAAAAUGUCAGUGAGUCAGCAGUAUUGGGCUUGACCUUGUCGGGCCUAGCAUGAACCUUUGUCUGGGGCUUUGUCUCCAACAACCUCGCCAUCGCCACCAGACUCGCCGUCGCCGUCGUCCUGUGCACCAGCGCCUUCAGACAUUACGUUGAGAAAAUGGCAAUCUUCCAAGCAAGAACAGGGCUUUCCAGAAGCUUCGCUACUCUUUCUUCUAACCCCUUGCGUGUUUGUGUUGUUGGGAGUGGUCCUGCUGGUUUUUACACUGCUGAGAAGAUGUUGAAGGAGCACCAAGAAGCACAAGUUGACAUCAUUGAUAGGCUGCCGACACCUUUUGGGUUAGUCCGCUCCGGUGUUGCACCUGAUCACCCAGAAACAAAGAUUGUCAUCAACCAGUUUUCAAGGGUAGCGCAGCAUGAAAGAUGCUCAUUGUUUGGAAAUGUAGCUCUUGGAUCUAGCAUUUCUCUAUCUGAAUUACGUGAGCUGUAUCAUGUGGUUGUGCUCGCAUAUGGUGCUGAAAGUGAUAGAAGCCUUGGAAUUCCUGGAGAAAAUUUGAUGGGGAUACACUCUGCCAGAGAAUUUGUUUGGUGGUAUAAUGGGCACCCAGAUGCGAGAAAUCUUGACCCAGACUUGAAAAGCACGGAUACAGCUGUAAUUCUUGGUCAGGGAAAUGUUGCUCUUGAUGUUGCACGUAUCCUUUUAAGGCCUAUAAAUGAGUUGGCAACUACUGAUAUUUCUGGUCAUGCUUUUGCUGCUCUGAAGGAGAGUUCAAUCAGGAAGGUUUAUUUGGUUGGAAGACGUGGUCCUGCCCAAGCAGCUUGUACUGCUAAAGAGCUACGUGAAAUUCUUGGUAUUCAUAAUCUUGAUAUUAAAAUUCAGGAAACUGAUCUGCUUCUAACUCCGGUAGAUGAGGAAGAAUUGAAAUGUAGCCGAAUACAGAGAAGAGUUUAUGAAUUGCUAUCUAAGGCAGCCACUUCAAGGCCUGCAUAUGCUGGUCUGAAUCAACGUGAGCUCCAUUUUGUCUUUUUCCGCAAACCAGAUAGCUUUCAGGAGUCAAAAGAUAGAAUUGGCUAUGUUUCAAGUGUGCGCUUUGAGAAGACAGUUCUUCAAGGGGUUGGCCCAGGGAAACAGGCUGCUGUUGGUACUGGACAAUUUGAAGAUACAAAAUGCGGGUUGGUACUUAAGAGCAUUGGUUACAUGUCAAUACCAGUUGAUGGCUUACCUUUUGAUAAUCAGAAAGGUAUAGUUCCAAAUAAUAAAGGUCGAGUGCUGAGUGAUGCUUCAGGGGAUCCUACAUUACUUGAGGAGGGCUUGUAUGUUUGUGGUUGGCUGAAGAGAGGACCAACUGGAAUUAUUGGCACAAACCUAUAUUGUGCUGAUGAAACUGUUUCAAGUAUAUCGGAUGACCUUGACAAAGGAGUUUUGGUAUCAUCAUCGAACUUGCCAAAACAAGGCAGAGAGGGUCUUCGCCAGCUUCUACUUGAGAGAAAUGUGAGAACAGUUUCUUUCAGUGAUUGGGAGAAGAUCGACUCUGAAGAAAAGAGGCGUGGAAGUACAAUAAACAAACCAAGGGAAAAACUAGCCACGUGGGAAGAACUACAGAAAAUUGCCUCAGGAUGAACCAAAAUUUCCGUACGACACUUCAUGAUUAGCCUGGUUUUUUACACCUUAUCCUACAAAAUAACCGAAAGAAAGCUUUCAAAUUGUAGAUUAGCUUUGUCAUUCUCUUCAUCUGUAAAGCAACAUUCUUUUUGUAAUUUUGCUUUUUUGGUCCUUGAAAAUUAUUUUGUUAAUCCUAUAUUGGUAGAUCCCUUACUGUGACUGCUAGGAAUGGAGGCAUGAAUGGUUGGAUGCAAUACAAACUACCAAUACAAUAUGCUUUUGAACAA